AUGGUAACAAUUUGUAAACAAAUGGCAAAAAGUACUUGUUAUAAAAUUAUGUUCGUUAUGGGCGUCAUUGACAUUGCAGCAAUUUUAUUCGUUGGACAUUUAACAGGAUAUUUGGGAUAUCUUGGAUAUGUUUAUUGUUCUUCACCAGAAUUUAUUUAUUUUGCCGGGGCCUAUGUAUCCUUUUGCUGGUAUACUGAAUCAACAAUAGAAGUAAUUUUAGCUAUCAAUCGUUGCAUUGAACUUUUGUCUUCUGAUAUGGCUACAAAAAUUUUUAAAGGAAAAAAAUUGUAUAUUUGGCUAGUCAUUCCAAUAAUAUAUGGUUUAUCCGUAAUUACAUGGACAAAAACAGUUGCAUUUAGUGGCAUUUACUUUAGCUGGUUCUUCAAUCCACACAUUGGAUAUAUUGAUGAUGUUAACCAAGUAUAUAAUGUCAAUCUUCAUCCAAUCCACGAUUUAGUCCUCAUAUCUUUUCUAUUAAUCACUUACGUAACUUUUUGCGUAAUUUUUUUGUUCAAACAAGGCGGACUUCAAUCUAAUCAACAAAGCUAUUCUGAAAUAAUGAUUUUUCUUCAAGUCUUUUUGAUUAGCUCAUUUAAUACUUUUGCUGCUUUUAUUUUUGUUUUUAUGCAAUAUAUCCACGUCAAUGAAGUUAUUAUUAUAAUUGGUCAAAUUUUAUGGUUAAAUGUACACGGUACUAUAUUAUUAAGUCCAUAA
This is a messenger RNA of Meloidogyne enterolobii, 714 nucleotides long. Lineage: Eukaryota; Metazoa; Nematoda; Chromadorea; Rhabditida; Meloidogynidae. The record is from the annotation of a GenBank genome assembly.